AUGGCGACGCCGACGCUGGCACCGACGGACUAUUGGCAAGCAGUGCUUCCGGAGACCCCGAUGCCCCAAGCAAUACACGACCUAUUGACCCAAUCUACAGGUGAGGAAGAAUCAAGGAAGGUCACCAUGUCAUAUGGGUCCCAAGGUGAGGAGGAUUCAAGAAAGGUCACCAUGUCAUAUGGAUCCCAAGGUGUGGAGGACUUAAGGAAGGUCACCAUGUCAUAUGGGUUGAAAGGUGACAAGGACUCAAGGAAGAUCACAAUGCCAUAUGGGUUGCAUGGUGGUGAGGGCUCAAGGAAGGUCACCACAUCAUAUGGAUCGCAAAGGGAGGACUCAAGGAAGGUUACCACAUCAUAUGGAAUCCAAGAUGAGGACACAAGGAAGGUCACUACAUGUCAUAUGGAAUCCAAAGUGAGGAGGAACCAAGGAAGGCCCCCACAUCAUAUGGGUCCCAAGAUGAGGAGGGAUCAAGAAAAGUCACCACAUCAUAUGGGUCCCAAGAUGAGGAGGGAUCAAGAAAAGUCACCAUGUCAUAUGGAUCUAAUGGUGAGGACCCAAGAAAGGUGUGGAGGAUUCAAGGAAGGUCACCACAUCAUAUGGGUGCAAAGGUGA
Miscanthus lutarioriparius is the source of this 612-nucleotide messenger RNA. The record is from the annotation of a GenBank genome assembly. Lineage: Eukaryota; Viridiplantae; Streptophyta; Magnoliopsida; Poales; Poaceae.